Messenger RNA from Ilyonectria robusta, 1261 nucleotides. RefSeq lists its product as uncharacterized. The record is from RefSeq and is a predicted model, not a curated record. The coding region runs from base 205 to 933 and encodes 242 amino acids. NCBI's taxonomy places the organism in Eukaryota, Fungi, Ascomycota, Sordariomycetes, Hypocreales, Nectriaceae. Gene Ontology annotation, molecular function: oxidoreductase activity. The transcript has 2 exons.
CACACAUCAACUUACGGAUACAAUCAUGGCCUGUUGACGCUCACCCCCGCGCUCGAUCGUCACGGACAUAGCUAAACUCCGAACGUGGAACCCGAACAACAUAUUGCAUAAAGGAGUCUGUAUAGUGACACAGGUCAGACUCAUCUCAGCUCAGUCUACCCUCGUUCCCCCAGAUCAUCAUAUCACCAUAUCCAACGCAACUUCAUGGCCUCCACUAUCGCACUCGUCACUGGGGCGAACCAAGGAAUUGGCUUUGCCGUCUCCCAGAAACUUGCAUCAGAACAUGGAUACCACGUUAUCAUGACCGGAAGACGCGAAGACGACGUCAAGGCCAAGGCGAAAACCUUGCAGGACCUGGGUUUACGCGUCGAAGCUCACGUCAUGGACGUCACCUCUGAUGAGUCUAUCGAUGCUGUUGUACGGGAAGUCGAGAGCAAGUUUGGACACCUCGACGUUCUCGUCAACAACGCAGGAAUCGCCAGAGCCAUGCCCGAGCCGAAAUCUGUUCGAGCCGAGUACGAAGCAUUGCUCGCGACCAACGUUGUAGGCUCCAUAUCAGUCACAGAAAAGUUUCUGCCGCUCCUUGCCAAAUCCCAAACCACAAAGAGGGUUGUCUUUGUCUCUUCGGGAGCAGGCAGCAUCACCCAGUGGACAACCCCGGGGAGCGCUGUUAGAGCUUUCAAGGCGCCGGCCUACGCGGUCAGCAAGACGGCUGUCAACGCAGUCUGCGUUCAGUACGCACUUGCUUAUGAAGACGAUAAGAGCUGGAAGUUCAAUUGCGGCUGUCCUGGGUACUGUGCUACGAACCUGAAUGGCUACAGGGGAGUAAACCCGCCUGAGACUGGAGCUGAGAUAAUUUGCCAUCUCGCCACGUUGGGAGAGGACGGGCCGACGGGGACAUUCGUCAAUGCCCAAGGGCCAAUUGCAUGGUAGAAACAGUAUCGGAUGUUUGAUGCUCCAAGACGUGUUACAGAGGCAAAACUUCGAUAUACAUAUACCAAGGGCUUCGAGUUGUUUACAAAUAUGAGGCCCAAAAGGGUCGAGAGUUAGGCUGAUGGUAAAGAGCUAGGACCAAAAAAUAAGACUUGUCAAAUCUUAGCACUGACGGCGGUAUUAUGUCUUCAACUGCUAGAGAAAGCACACUUGAGUUUUGAGUAAAUAAGGCAGCACUCCAAGACGACUUUCUUCAAGCCCUUAAUGUAGGGGGAUGGAAUAUAACUGCAAUAGAAGGCACGCUGCUUGCCCCAAUCGGGAUUUUAUA